UGGAGCCGCUCGCCGCCCGCCGCCGCCGCCGCAGCCGCCGGUGCCGCCGCCGGGGGGGAGAAGGAGAGCCGGGAAGCCCCCGAGCGCCGCCCCGCCCUCCCGCCCCGCCGCCGCCCGGCUCCGCCGCCCCCCCGCUCCGCACCCGCGCCCGCAGGGGCCCCCCGCGCCCGGGGAGGGCGGCGGCCUCGGCCCGGAGAGCCUGAGCAGCCCGGCGGGGCCUCCAUCGCCCGCGCGCCAUGGCAGGAGCUGGAGGAGGAAAUGAUAUUCAGUGGUGUUUUUCUCAGGUGAAAGGGGCAGUCGAUGAUGAUGUAGCAGAAGCAGAUAUAAUUUCUACAGUAGAAUUUAACCAUUCUGGAGAAUUGCUAGCAACAGGAGAUAAAGGAGGUAGAGUCGUCAUCUUCCAACAGGAGCAGGAGAACAAAACCCAAACACAUAGCAGAGGAGAAUACAAUGUUUACAGCACCUUCCAGAGCCAUGAACCUGAGUUUGACUACUUGAAAAGUUUAGAAAUUGAAGAAAAGAUCAACAAAAUUAGGUGGUUGCCUCAGAAAAAUGCUGCUCAGUUUUUAUUAUCUACCAAUGAUAAAACAAUAAAGUUAUGGAAAAUAUCUGAAAGGGACAAAAGACCAGAGGGAUAUAAUUUAAAGGAAGAAGAUGGUCGGUAUAGGGAUCCUACAACAGUUACUACACUACGGGUGCCAGUAUUUAGGCCCAUGGAUCUGAUGGUUGAGGCGAGUCCAAGGAGAAUAUUUGCCAAUGCGCAUACAUAUCACAUCAACUCUAUCUCUAUCAAUAGUGAUUAUGAAACAUAUCUAUCUGCAGAUGAUUUGCGGAUUAAUCUUUGGCACCUUGAGAUUACGGACAGAAGUUUUAAUAUUGUAGAUAUCAAACCUGCCAACAUGGAAGAGCUGACAGAGGUCAUCACGGCAGCAGAGUUCCAUCCCAACAGUUGUAACACAUUUGUGUACAGCAGCAGUAAAGGGACAAUUCGACUGUGUGACAUGAGGGCGUCUGCACUUUGUGACCGGCAUUCUAAAUUGUUUGAGGAACCUGAAGAUCCCAGUAACAGAUCCUUUUUCUCGGAAAUCAUUUCGUCCAUUUCUGAUGUAAAAUUCAGCCAUAGUGGGCGAUAUAUGAUGACUAGAGAUUACCUGUCAGUAAAAAUCUGGGAUUUAAACAUGGAAAACAGACCUGUGGAAACCUACCAGGUGCAUGAAUACCUCAGAAGUAAACUUUGCUCGCUGUAUGAGAAUGACUGCAUUUUUGACAAAUUUGAGUGUUGUUGGAAUGGAUCUGACAGUGUUGUCAUGACGGGAUCUUACAAUAAUUUCUUCAGAAUGUUUGACAGAAAUACAAAACGAGACAUCACCCUAGAAGCAUCCCGGGAAAACAAUAAGCCACGCACUGUUUUGAAGCCACGCAAAGUCUGUGCCAGUGGCAAACGAAAGAAAGACGAAAUUAGUGUCGACAGCCUAGACUUCAACAAGAAAAUUCUUCACACAGCUUGGCACCCCAAGGAAAAUAUCAUUGCUGUAGCUACUACAAACAACCUGUAUAUAUUUCAAGACAAAGUGAAUUAGGGUUGGCAUUCCUAGCAGAAGAGUCCACUUCUUGCAUAGUUGAGAUAGUUGAAUCUAGCAUUUGUACCUGUAAAAGAGAGAGAGAAAGAGAGGUCCAUUGUGGCACCCCUUUCCAGUGUUUAAAAAUGUGCCAUGUGACAACACAUUUUUAUAGCUACAUGGAGAACGCUCGGGUGAUUCUUCACUGUGGGGUUCUCCAUGUCUGCUAGCCAUUUAGGUAAGGGUAGGGCACUUUUAAUUUAAAUGACUACUUGCACCAUCUUGCCUAAUGGACUAGAUUGGACUGUAUCAACAUUGGUCUACUCCACUUUUUAUGCCUUCCAUUGUGAUGACGUCAAACACAGUGAAAGCCUUCAGUCAUGCUAUGGGAUUUAAUUGUGUAACCUCAUUACUGUAUCAUUUGUGGCCCUUUUUUAUUAAAUACAGCUCAUUCUUACUGUGGCUUGUAGCAUUCCUCCUCCUCCUCUGGCCUCCUGGACUCCUCCCCAUCACUUCUCUUACCCACUUCCCCUCCACCCAGCCCUGGUGGUGGUGUAUUCAAAAAGAAAGAAAAAGAAAUAAAGCACAUGAAAUGGGUCAGUUUGGGGUCAAUGGUAAAGGGGGUUUAUGUUGCGAACAAAUGUUUUAAUAACAGUUGGACUGUAAUCACUCCUUGCCGUGUCUGGCACCAAAAACAAAAUAAGAGAGAGAAAAAAAAACAAAAACUACUGAAUAAAAGUGACAAAGAAUGGAGAA
Monodelphis domestica (gray short-tailed opossum) is the source of this 2315-nucleotide messenger RNA. It is a transcript of the gene PPP2R2A, whose product is annotated as protein phosphatase 2 regulatory subunit Balpha. Gene Ontology annotation, molecular function: protein phosphatase regulator activity; protein binding. NCBI's taxonomy places the organism in Eukaryota, Metazoa, Chordata, Mammalia, Didelphimorphia, Didelphidae. Gene Ontology annotation, cellular component: protein phosphatase type 2A complex. The record is from RefSeq and is a predicted model, not a curated record.